Eucalyptus grandis is the source of this 1073-nucleotide messenger RNA. RefSeq names its product polyubiquitin-like. Gene Ontology annotation, molecular function: protein tag activity; ubiquitin protein ligase binding. Gene Ontology annotation, cellular component: nucleus; cytoplasm. NCBI's taxonomy places the organism in Eukaryota, Viridiplantae, Streptophyta, Magnoliopsida, Myrtales, Myrtaceae. The record is from RefSeq and is a predicted model, not a curated record. Gene Ontology annotation, biological process: modification-dependent protein catabolic process; protein ubiquitination. The transcript has 3 exons. Bases 1 to 423 code for a protein of 140 amino acids.
AUGGCGACACUUGUCGCCACCUCCGGCAGCGAUCCCAACGGCCACAUUGCAAUCAUCACCAGAGGCAGUCAACCUCGCUACUGCAUUAUAAGAAACAAGGCCCACCAGCCCCCUGCUUCUUGUUCUUCCCCCGGUGUUCUUCGGACACAGAUCCACGUGAAGACCCUGACGGGCAAGACCGUCAUCAUCGAAGUGGAGAGCUCGGAGACGGUCCCCAACGUGAAGGUCAAAAUACAGGACCGAGAAGGCAUUCCCAUGGAUCAGCAGAAGCUCUUCGCAGGCAAGGAGCUCAAGAACAACAUCCGGACGCUCGCCAAGUAUGACAUUCACAGUGAGUCCAUGCUCUACCUCCAUCUCUGUCGAAAGUCCAAGAGGAAAGGUAUGUGGCAUUUUCUUGCUUUGGCGCGGUGGCUUCUGAGGUGAAUAUUUCGUAGUCUAUGUAAUUGUGUGUCGAUGAGUUAUUAUUGAUGUGUUGAAGAGAAUCAAUUGAUCUCACACAUUAUGAAAUAAGCUUAUCCUUAGAGUUUGCCAAUUGAAGAGGACCUGAACGACCUUGCUAUUCUGCACAGCAAACCAAAUCUAAGACCAACGUAAGGAUUUUUUGACUUUAUGAAGCAACAUAUAUGUUUUUUCCCAUUUUGAGAGCUUUGUAUGAGCCUAAACAUGGCAGCCGUAUGAAUGAGUAUGAAGAAUCUUGAAGGGAUUUAGUAUACCGUACAAAAUGAUGUCAUAUUUCCUUCUUUUUUUUGGUCCUAAAGACAGUUUAAUGUGCGCGCAGGCUCAAUUUGUCGGCUGAAUCAUCUGUGUCCAGAAUCUACAUGUUUAAUUUGUAUGACCAUUUUCAUUGCUAAAUGAGCGAGGGCUUUCAGCUUUAACGUGGAUUGUGAUAAUACGGGCGUGACAGAUUAAACACGAAUUGGUGGAGGCUGUUUUUUUAUUAGUUCAUCGGAUAAAUAAAGGAACUUCUGCAGUUGAACUUUUGUCAUAGGCCAGUCGAGUAGGAGAGAAUAUUAGUAGACAUAGCGUUGCCCUUUUGUAUUCUUUUCAUGGUGCGAUUAAAUGACUCCAACUGC